AUGACGGUUCUUAGGUCCCGCGAGAUCAUCGCUUCCACCAAAACGACGCCGCACAACCCCAAGUCAAGGCUCAAAUUAGAUCCCUCCACGCCAGCCAAGACCCGCGAGUCCCCUAACACUAUCCAAUCUCCACCCCCGCCCCCACCCACCGCUUCGACUUCGACCCCUUCCUCCCAACCCCAAAACCCUAACCCUAAUCCUCAUUUGAAUUCCAAACAGUGCUCUGUCGAGUUCGGCUCCGAUUCGACCUCUGUCUCGGGAGUAGCGCGGCGGCGGAGUCUCCGUCUCGCUUCAAAGUGUCCAGACUCCGAUCAGAGUAAGAAUCUCGCCCCGGAAAAAAGUCGCAAGAGGAAUACCGCGAGGCGUGAGAAGGGCACAUGCUCAAUGGCCGAGAAGGAAGUGAAAGAAAAACUUAGGGAAGAAGUUGAUGAUCAUGUUUCGAAUGGAGAGGUGGGUUUUGAUCUGUUUGGAAAGAGGGUUACGGUUGUGGGAGUUGAGAGAGGGACUGAGGUGAUGAAGAAAGGUUUUGGAGAGAAGGGGAAGGUAGUAGUUGAUCAGGGCGAGAGGGGUUUCAGUGGAUUAGGGCUGAGUUUAGACUUGGGAAGUUUUGGGGCCAAUUGUAUUAAAGAAGAGGUGAAGAAAAAAAGGAAGUUGGAGAUCGAUAUUAAUUUUCCGGCUUUAGAAUGGGAAGGGGAAGAUGGAAGAAGUAAAGGGUUUUUGAGUUUGCGGUCAGGGAAGAAAGUCUCGAAGAGAGGACUGGGUGGUGGGCAUAAUGGAGCAUUGGUGAUUGAUUUAGAUGCUGAUGAGAAUGGUAAGGGAAAGUUGGUGGAGGGUGGUUUUGCAUUCAAUGGUGUUGCUGUGGUGGAAUUGGAUUCGGAGUCGGAUGAGGAGAGGUGUAGUGAGAAUGUAGUUCAGAGUAGUAGUCCAAGAGGGAAGAGGAAGUUGAGUGAUGCAAGUGAAGGUGUUGCUGAAGAUCUCAAGGAUGAAGUGAUGGCCAGUGAGAAUGGUAUAGAUAAUGGCAGAAGGAGAUACAGCAUUGAAGAAAAAGGGAAGGGGAAAUUGAUUGGAGAAGUGGUGUUAGUGAAUGGUAAUGAUGAAGCGGAAUUGGGUGUGAAACCAGAAGUUUUGAGCUCAGUGGAGAACGUGGCUGCCAGUCCUAUUCGUAAAAGGGAGAAUGCAGCAUUGCCUGACGAGAGGCAGGUAAACAACAGUAAUACAAGAGAGAAUGCAGCAAGUGGGAACCAGUACAUGGAACGGUUUCGGGAUAUAGCCAGGCGAAAUGCUUCUCGAUUUGCUCAUUUUGCUUCUGAAGAGGAAGAGGAGAAUCAGUUGCCUCCUCAGGUUGAAGUGGCACAGGAUAUCGAAGAUUGGCCGGGCCCCUUUUCUACGGCCAUGAAAAUUAUUAAAGAUCGAGCAGCAAAAAAUGCCCAACUGCCCUCUAAAGACCAGACCACACCACCAUUCGUUGAAUGGGUUCCUAAAAGUUUUCAGGAUCGUCCCCUCUCAAAGAAUUUGAUCCCCUCACUGCAAGAUCUGUGUUUGUCCUUUCUUGCUAAGAAUGCUGAUGCAAUUGUUUCACUUGAGCAUGUGGCAGAUGCUUUGAGACACCGGCUUUGUCAGAUGCUCUGUGAUUCUCGAAAAAUGAACAGUCAUUUCUUUGAGCUUCUUGUUCAAGGAUUGCCAACAGAGGUUCGCUUAAGGGAUUGCUCAUGGAUGACAGAGGAGCAGUUUACAAAAUCCUUUCAGCAGUGGGAUACCAGCAAUUUAACAGUGCUACAACUUGACCAGUGUGGGCGCUGUGUGGCAGAUUAUAUAUUGCAUUCUACCUUGGCUCGGUCAUCAAAUUGCUUGCCUGCACUAACCACUUUAUCCCUAAGUGGUGCAUGCCGUCUUUCAGAUGUUGGGCUUAGUGCACUUGUUUCUUCUGCCCCUGCACUAAGAUCUCUAAAUCUCAGCCAGUGCUCCCUUCUCACUUCCUCAAGUAUCGGCACUUUGGCUGACUCAUUAGGAUCAGUUCUGAGGGAACUAUAUCUAAAUGAUUGCCAAGGAAUUGAUGCUCUGCUUAUUCUUCCAGCAUUAAAGAAGCUUGAACAUUUGGAGGUUUUGUGGCUAGGAGGCCUUGAAAAUGUUUGCGAUGAUUUUAUUAAGGAAUUUGUUACUGCUCGUGGUCAGAGUUUGAAGGAGCUUGUUUUGACUGAUUGUGGAAAAUUAACAGAUUCUUCUGUGAAAGUCAUAGCUGAAACCUGUACGGGGUUAUGUGCACUUGAUCUUGUUAACUUGUACAAAUUGACAGAUUUGACCUUAGGAUAUCUUGCAAAUGGUUGCCGAGAAAUUCAAACAUUAAAGCUUUGUAGAAAUGCAUUCAGUGAUGAAGCUAUUGCUGCUUUUCUGGAAACUUCUGGAGAGUGUUUAACAGAACUUUCACUCAAUAAUAUCAAGAAGGUUGGGUACAACACAGCCAUAUCACUUGCCAAACGUUCAAGGAAGUUGCAUACUCUGGAUCUAUCUUGGUGCCGGAAUUUGACAGAUGAGGCCCUGGGUUUAAUUGCGGACAGCUGCCUAUCAUUGAGGAUACUGAAACUUUUUGGAUGCACUCAGUUAACAAAUACUUUUCUGGAUGGCCACUCAAAUCCAGAGGUGAAAAUCAUUGGCUUGAAAGUUUCUCCAAUAUUAGAACAUGUCAAGGUGUCCGAUCCUCACGAAGGUCCAUUGCGCUAUUCAUCCGUCUAUUGA
This is a messenger RNA of Prunus armeniaca (apricot), 2733 nucleotides long. Lineage: Eukaryota; Viridiplantae; Streptophyta; Magnoliopsida; Rosales; Rosaceae. The record is from the annotation of a GenBank genome assembly.